AACAUCUGGCAGCUUAAUUCAUUUAAACUGAAAACCUUUGCUGUGAUGUUUCCACCUCCUCCCGCUAGCACUAACACUAAGAAGAGAGUAUCACUUCUGGUUUACUCCUAUGAGUAAAGCCGAACGGACCGCUAGCUCGACACUAGGGAGGUCUGAUACACAGUGUCUGUCAUCCCCCCCAUAUCCCCCUCACUGCUUGGACUGGUCCAUUUCGCAUCUGAAAAAAUCUGAUAGUUGGGAGAAGAGUUCUUCAUGCCAGAGACUGCUGUAGCCUCAGAACAUAGAGUACUGUAGCUCCUGGAUCACCUAAGUUUUUCUUCACAGAUAAGCAAAUGGAUGAGAAAGAGCUGAGCGAUCCCCUGAAUGACGUGUCACUGAUUAAAGACGACUUGACUAAGUCAAACAUGGGAUCCUCUGGUGACUCAGAGAAAAUGAUCCAGCACUUGAAUGAUGAUCUUCGAGAAGCCCAGGAGCUGGCUAAUACUGAGAAACACAAAUGCAUGGAGCUACAAGGUGUCCUGCAGGAAGAGAGAAAGGGAAAUAAGAAACAAGCUGAUGAAUCUGCAAAACAGAUCAAACAUCUUCAAGGUCAGCUGCGGCAGCUCCAAGAUGAAACGGGCAGUCUCAGAGAGCAGAUAGAUGUCUCCUCCAGUUCACACGGCGAGCUACUAAGUGCACGCGAUGAGGUGAAGGCGAUGAAACGUGCCCUUGAGGCAGCUACUUCUGAGCGGGACCGUGACGUCGCUGCCAUCCAGACUAACCUGGCAACCGUCUUGAAGGAUCUGGACAAAUGGCGUCAGACUGCCAACAAAUAUGAGCAUGAGAUUGACAACCUACAGCGUGACCUUCAACAACAGAGCAAGCAGUGGCAGAAAACUGCAGAAAUACAAGCCGGUGAGCUGCAGUCCAUGCAGGCGGAGUGUAACGGCCUUCAGAAGGAGUGUUCAGUCCUGAGAUCUGAAAAACAAGACACUGUGAAUAAGCACCAGAGGGAGUGUGCUUCCCUCAGGGCUGAGAAGGAGGAACUCCUCAAAUCUCACCAGAAAGACAAGGCCAACCUGCAGAGUGAAUGUGCAGCUCUGCGCUCUGAGAAAGAGGCAGUGCUGCAGAGGCAGCAGCAGCUGGAGAAGGACCUUGCCAGUUCACGUGCCCAGAAUGCUGAGCUGAGCAACAGCCUCAAAGCCCUGGAGAGAUCCCAGCAGGAGUUGGAGAAGAGGCUGGAGGGCCUGCAGCUCCAGCACCAGCAGGAUAGCACCAAGCUGCAAACCCAACUGGAGGAAGCAGACAGCCACAGCAAGGCUUUGCAGAGAGAGUAUGAGGAGGCUAAGACUGAGCUGUCAGACCUGAAGGAAAAAUAUGAGAAGACUGAGCAGGAAAAACAGUCGCUUACAGAUGAGUUUGAGGAGUGCAAAGCCAACAUGAAGGAAUUACAGGAGAAAGGGUCAAAGACAUCCCUAUUGCUGCCUGUUCAAGCCAUAGUCAUCGGCCUUAUCCUGGCUUUGCUGUAUUGGUGCAUCGGUGCAUUGUGGUAGUAAGAAACCAUGGUUUAUCUGGGGACCUGUGGCUGCUGUGGCUCUAACAGCUGUGACUGCUGCUGUGCUCUUCAGGAUCUGAGGGCAACGUGCUCAAACACACACAAACAUGCACAAAAAGAAGUGAAUCCAUAUUUGUCAUCAGAUUUCUUCGCACUGAAACUGAAAAACUUGCCCCCGUAUCAUAUCUGCACUAUUAAUUAGGAGGGCUCAUACUUAACACUGUUUAAUUUUUAAGAUGCUCUAUUUUAGAUGACGGAGAUGUUAAUAAAAGAAUGUCAGAUUUGUGUGCAAUUACAAAUAUUUGUAUGCCUAUUAUUAUUUGAAGGAAAUAUAGGGUUGUGUUUUCUUGUUUACUAUCGUGAUUUAUAGGAUUAUCCAUUAAUGAAUGUAAAGAUACGCUACACACUUAAUUAGUUUAUGAUGAUGAUAUUUUAGAUAGAUCACCUCGAGUUUGAACCUCCCUAACUGUAACACAUCUCUGUAACUGUGAGUAUAAUAAAUAAUGUCACAAUAA
Molecule: messenger RNA, 2049 nt
Organism: Cottoperca gobio
Lineage: Eukaryota; Metazoa; Chordata; Actinopteri; Perciformes; Bovichtidae
Gene: slmapb
Product: sarcolemma associated protein b
Exons: 11
Coding region: 333-1532 (399 amino acids)
Biological process (GO): protein localization to plasma membrane; regulation of membrane depolarization during cardiac muscle cell action potential; regulation of voltage-gated sodium channel activity
Source: RefSeq, a predicted model, not a curated record